ACAGGUGUUUCUUCCUCAAACCUACCUGCAUUUCAGCUUUAAGGCUAUUUGGAGUACCAAAAAUGAAAAGGGGUAAAAACUAAAAAGAGAAGUGAGGGGACAAUUUUGUUUUUUAGUUAGCGAGGCGACGCAAACAAGAGGAGGACUGAGGAAAUAUGGUUUACGGUCAGUUAAAGUGCGGUGCUAGCCGUUAGCAUGCGGUUAGCAACGGACUUCACCUAAAAAUAUUCACAAUUUAGGUGAUUUUUUUAUGAAAAACCCUCGUGAUUCGUUUGAUUGGCGGACCCUUACGGAUUAAAAGGAUAUAAAUAAUGGAGGAAUGGGCACAUUUUGGACUUCAUAACCACUACAAAGGUCUGGAUGGAGAGUCCUCUGAGACGGUGUGCAGUUAUCAGGAUGUUUUAAACUACCUGAACUUGACCAAAAACAACGAGCUAUUCUCCAUGACCCGGCCCGUGAAAGACUACAAAAACCCCACACAGGUGUCACUGGAGAUACUUCUGUAUGCCAUUCUUGAUGUGAGAGAGAUUGACCAGACAUUUGUUCCUUACGUUUGGAUUUUUAUGAAGUGGCACAAUGAACACAUUAACUGGGAGCCAAAUGACUUUUGUGGUAUUGAGGCUGUUUCUCUUCCUACUGACGUUUUGUGGAAGCCAGACAUAACUAUUGAAGAAAUGACAGAAAAGGACAAAGCGCCUCCAAGUCCUCAUCUGACAAUCUCCUCGACUGGUUUGGUCCAUGUUCAGGACGACCAGGUGUUGGUCAGCACCUGCAGGAUGCACGUUUACAGAUUCCCCUUUGACAUUCAGAGCUGCAACCUCACCUUCAAGUCUGUCAUACAUUCUGAUGCAGAAAUACAGCUUGUUCGGCACAUUAACUCUUCACAGGCCACAGAGUGGUCUCGUGAGGUGAUGCGGACCCAGUACGAGUGGUUGUUCAUCAACAUGACGGUUACCAAAAAAAAUGUCAGCAUGUUUGACUUCCAGCAAGACGUGAUGAUUUACACUAUCACCAUGAAGAGGCAAUCGCUCCUGUACAUCGUCAACUUUUUGCUGCCCAUCCUGUUUUUCUUUUUUCUGGACUUGGCCUCCUUCCUGAUCUCAGACUGCGGAGGCGAGAAGCUCAGCUUCAAGGUCACUGUGCUGCUGGCCGUCACUGUGAUGCAGCUUAUUCUCAAUGAAAUUCUGCCUUCCUCUUCAGACAGGAUUCCACUUAUAGUGGCCUACUGCAUUGGGAUUUUUGCUCUGAUGAUGCUGAGCCUCCUGGAGACGAUUUUGGUGAUGUAUCUGAUGGAGAAAGACUCU
Molecule: messenger RNA, 1304 nt
Organism: Plectropomus leopardus (leopard coralgrouper)
Lineage: Eukaryota; Metazoa; Chordata; Actinopteri; Perciformes; Serranidae
Product: 5-hydroxytryptamine receptor 3A-like
Biological process (GO): monoatomic ion transmembrane transport
Cellular component (GO): membrane
Molecular function (GO): transmembrane signaling receptor activity; extracellular ligand-gated monoatomic ion channel activity
Source: RefSeq, a predicted model, not a curated record